Messenger RNA from Salvia hispanica, 2167 nucleotides. Its product is annotated as putative serine/threonine-protein kinase PBL7. The record is from RefSeq and is a predicted model, not a curated record. NCBI's taxonomy places the organism in Eukaryota, Viridiplantae, Streptophyta, Magnoliopsida, Lamiales, Lamiaceae. Gene Ontology annotation, molecular function: ATP binding; protein kinase activity. Gene Ontology annotation, biological process: protein phosphorylation.
AACAAUCACUUAACCAUAAGCUUCCCCUCCUUCUCUCCCUCUAUUUUAUUCUCUUCAUUUUUCAGUAUUCUUUUCUUUUUCUUACAUUAAUGGAUUCUAAUUGUCUCUUCCAACUCCCAACUCCAGACAUUGUGCUACUAAUUUUUGGUAGUUGCAGAAUCUAAUCUCUUGACUGAAAAAGGGUUUGCGUAGUGCAAUUUAUUCUUCGCUUUGGGUUUUUGAAAUUGGGACCAUCUCUCACCUUCUCCCAUUAUUCUGUAUAGAGAUUCACCAGACUCCCUUUUUUUAGUAGGUUGUUUAAGCACAUUUGCAUCAAUUUCCCCAAUUCUAUCUUCCUUUUCACUCUUGACUUAUUUCCUCUCCUUUAAAGCAAACUCGAUUCCCAUCUUUUCAUCCUUUAUCUUGCUUUCCCGUUUCUGGGUUUCUGUGCUCUUUUCUUUUCGUAUUGAGAGAUCCCUUCUGGAUAAAAAAUGGGGUUUUCAAGAAAUAGUUGCAUCGACGCCACGGAGCCUCCGCAAUUUCAUGUAAAGACUCAAGCUUUAUGUGGUGAUCAGUUGUUGUAUGACUGCGAGAGCUCUGAAUUGGACGAUUGCGAGGUAAAGUUCAAGUCUUUGCUGCAUAAGAUGUUCUGGGAUUUCGGUCUGGGCUGUGUGAUCCCCCGCCGCCAGCGGCGGAGCUCCGGCAAGAAUGGGGAGAAGGGUGGGCGGGGUUUGGACCACAACAAGGCCUGGCUGCUGGCGGAGUCCGGCGGCUGCGGGGCGGAGGAGCCGCACUCGGUUCACUCCUCUUUCAGGUUCAGCUUGUGCUCUCAGGUUGAGCUGGAGUCCAUGGCUGUGAAUCGAAGCAAUACUGCCACAGUUUUGAUGGUGAAUUUGGAUAGUGGUGUGUUGACUGAUUCAAAAUCAGAAGAUUUGAAAUGGAGAAGAAUUGAGUCUUUGGAGAGGAGAAUUUCCCCCCUGGCUCAUUCUCUGAUUAGGUUCAGCUACUCUGAUAUCCUCUCUGCCACCAGAAAUUUCUCCAAAGGUAGGGUGUUGGGGAGAGGGGCAUUGAGCUGUGUGUUUAGAGGGAGAGUGGGAUUCAUGAGGCGUGCUGUGGCGAUCAAGAGGUUGGAGAGGGACGAUAAGGAGUCUUCCAAGGCGUUUUGCAGGGAAUUGAUGAUUGCUAGCUCUUUGCAUAACCCUCACAUUGUUCCACUGGUAGGGUUCUGUUUAGAUGCUGAGAUGGGCUUGUUUUUGGUGUACAAGUACGUCUCCGGUGGAAGCUUGGAACGAUCCUUGCACGGGAAGAAGAGGGGUUGUCCAGCUCUGCCAUGGCUGGUUAGGUACAAGGUCGCAGUGGGGAUUGCUGAGGCAAUCGACUACUUGCACAAUGGAACGGAAAGAUGUGUUGUUCACAGGGACAUAAAGCCCUCAAACAUCCUCGUUUCCUCCAGGAAGACGCCCAAAUUGUGUGACUUUGGCUUGGCAACAUGGACUCCUGCGCCUUCGGUGCCAUUCCUUUGCAAAACCGUUAAAGGAACAUUUGGAUACUUGGCACCGGAAUACUUCCAGCAUGGGAAAGUGUCGGAUAAAACUGAUGUUUACGCCUUUGGCGUCGUGCUCUUGGAACUCAUCACUGGUAGGAAGCCGAUUGAAUCCAGCAGAGGGCCGGGAGAAGAGAAUCUGGUUCAAUGGGCAAAGCCCCUAUUGCAGCAAGGAGGUGUAGAAAAACUGCUAGAUCCACGGCUCGUACUCACCCUGAAGAGCACGAGUCAAGUCACACGGAUGGCACGAGCUGCAGCUGCCUGCAUAAACAACGAGUCGAGGAGGCCGGAGAUGGGAGAGAUUGUCACGAUAUUAAAAGGAGACGAAUCCGGUGCCUUAACCAGAAACAAGACUCUCAAGAAUAGUGUGAAUGAUUCUCACAUUGAGUUGCUGCGGACAAAGAGUGAAAUGAAAAAUCACUUCGCCUUGGCCAUGCUCGGAGUUGAUCUCGACGACGAAGACAGCCUUGAUCGCCGGUGAUCCGCAGCCUCACAACAUUGACCUUUUCUUAUUUUUAGGCAGUUUUAAGGAGAAACUUAGGGUUAGGCACAACAAGUUUGACUUUUGUAUAGAAAGCCCCUAUUGUUGUCUGAACUUUUUUGGUAUCAUAAUUUUUGGAAUGAUACAUUUGGUACAAUUGAUAA